AUAUACGUUCAGAAGCGGUUGACCUGGGACGGAUCGACGCUCCUGAAGCACACUUUACAGUUCCUGGCUGUGCUUUCUUCAGUAUUCACUGCCAUGACCAGGGUGUCCGAUUAUAAGCAUCAUUGGAGCGAUGUGCUAAGCGGUCUUCUGCUCGGCACCAUCAUCGCUUGGAUAGUGGCACGCUUCUUUUCCACUCUGUUCGCGUCGAAAGAGCCGAGUGAAUCUUCAGAACAUUCCGAAUUAAAUGGACAUGGCAACAAUAGGACCACAGCAAUCGGUGUAUAAUAUAUUUAAGUAGCCCGAUUAUCAAUUAAGGAUGCAGAUGGAAGGUGCGACAAUUUCGAUCAGCAAUUUACAUUGGCAAACGCUGAGACAAAGACCAAUUUAUAUAGAUGGUUAGGAUUUAUUGAAAAGGAACCUAUUUAUGUAUUUAUUUGAAUAAUUGGUAGCUAGAAGUAGCUGCACGCAGGCAGCGAUCGAGUCUUCUGGCGAUGUGAACAUUGAUUUUCCAAACUGCCAAUACUUAGUAUUAAUUGAAGGAUUUGUAUAUAAAUUUACCCUUUCCCAAUGCUGUGAUCUGUAUGUGUAUGUUGAAACGUUCAAGUAGAAUUUCUUCGAAAUUUGCUAAUUUUAGGAGGUUUUAGACCCUCAAGGGCAAUACGCUCACUUAAUGUCGCGUCCACAAGAGAGCUUAGUUUUCGUUUUUCAUCGCUUAUACGCUACUUAACUGGUUCAAGAACAUAUCCAAAGGAGCAAUGUGUUCACCAAAUAAAUGAACUUUUCCACCUGAUGGCAAUACUUGUGCUGCUUAACGUUACUUAAGUAUUACUUAAUAGUAUGUUUUCAUGUGAUAUUAUUUAAGUCAUACCUCCACAAGCUGUAAAUUUAGCCACAUACAUUGACUUUAGAUACUAACAUAUAGCUGUCUUCUGCAAUA
This is a messenger RNA of Dendroctonus ponderosae (mountain pine beetle), 937 nucleotides long. Its product is annotated as putative phosphatidate phosphatase. Gene Ontology annotation, molecular function: phosphatidate phosphatase activity. Gene Ontology annotation, biological process: phospholipid dephosphorylation; phospholipid metabolic process; signal transduction. NCBI's taxonomy places the organism in Eukaryota, Metazoa, Arthropoda, Insecta, Coleoptera, Curculionidae. The record is from RefSeq and is a predicted model, not a curated record.